CUCGCUUCUCUAUUUCGACGUUCGGCAGACAAUGCGGCGGGCAAAAAUGUUUGCGAAAUCGGUUGGCGACCUCGUAUAACCGGUGCCGCGAUAAAUUAUGAACAGUUCGUUCGACUCGUCGUUCGGCAAAUCUGCGGCUGGAAGGGGAAACGCGGCGAGUCGCAAUUUCAGAAAAUUUAAGUGAUAAUGCAUUUAGCAGAAGCAACGUCGUGUGCACAAAUUCUGUAGACUCGGACAGAUUAUGCAAUUGUAAACAGUACUAAUACGAAGCAUUAGUGACCAGAACAUUGAACAACAAUAUCGUGGAAGUGAAAACGUGCGAUUCUGCGGCGUUCUUCCUUGCAGACACAGAAAUGCACAGAGUACAGAGGUUAAAUCCCCGCAAGAAACUUCUCCAAGGUGAAAUUAUCGAGGAGAGUAAAAAAACGUUAAUCGUCCGAAUACCAGUUGACGCGAUGUUGAAAUGAGAAUAAAAGGAAAAGAAGAAAGCAAAGACGUAUGUAAAUGUCGUCGGAUCGGCGUUUCGGUUACCUGGCGGAAGUCUACCGAGCGAACUGGUUUUCCCUGUGAAUUCCAGACGCUUAGUAUUCGGAAAAAUGAAGCAGAAGACGUCAAUGUGAACGGGACAACUCCGACCGCGAAUACUUGUUCAGAGAACAAGUCGUGUUUCUGAGGGUUCGUUCGACAAAAUCACAAUUUCGGAAAAUUCACGAGUUCGCAUUUAAUCCCAACUGAAUCCACAAUGAAUUCCCGCGGUACUAUUUCGUCAGACGUCAUCCACGCUAACGCGAAACCUGUUAUCGCAGUUAGGAAUAGGGUUAGAGGCGAACGAUUAUUCAUCAAUUAGGCUAUCAAUCAUGCCGUGUCCUCGCUUCGAUUACGUAUAGUUUAAUGUCUGGUUAUCGCGAUUUGAUCGAACGAUCCUCUCGUCGUCCUUACAAGAUUACGAAUUUUACGCGCGACGCGAUGUUGCGGUCGCACUGCGCCGAACCGGCAUUUUUACAACGCCAGAUCUGGCACGCUGAUAUUAUCCACUCGAAAAUUGAUUUCACGUCAUAGAACGUUCGAGAAGAGCAAACACGUUGCACGCAGUAGCGUGAAACCGCGAAAAUGUGACACGCAGAGACAGGUAAACCGGUAAGCGGAUAAAAUUCGCAGUUGAAUAAUUCUGCGCGAAGAAUUUCAAGACUCAAAAUAAUGUGAACGUUUGCAAAAAAAAGAUUCGACUGCAAUACCCGUUCCGCCGUAUUUCAUACGAUAAAUUAUUUAACGAACGCAGGAACAGCUCCGAAGAAGAUAUUCGAAUGACAUGUACUUAAAAUACUUAGCGAAUGCAGGAACAGCAACCUGGCCAGAAGCGGAGAUAUUUUAACGACUUCUGCAUAGACGAAUUAAAAACCGGCGGGAAUUGUGUCAACGACGACGUCCAUCGAAAACUGGGAUGCGGUUGUUAGCAUAACGGCGGACGCGCCGUUAACGACGCCCGAAUACAGGUACACGCACGUCGAUCGCUUUCUCCUUGCCGAUUUAAUUCGAAACCGUCGGAUUAAGCAACGAGCGACUAUGGAUCAGCGGGCGAGAUUCGGCCGAUCCACGUGCUGCGCGUUCAUCCUCGACCGCGGGCAGUCUCAAGGCGAUCCACGGCAGUGAUCUUUGUUUGACGAUAAAACGCGGAUGUCUCGAGGAUAUGAGGCCGGUCCCGGGGCAUCCAGUCCGGGAGACAACGAAGCUGAGCCAUCCAGCUCCGCCGGAUUUCCCAUUCUUUGAGUGCGUGGCCUUCGAGCGGCACGAGCACAACCGCAACGGGAAAAGGAUCAACGUAACGAGCAAAAACGUCGAGCCGACGAUAAAAAUCGAGAGAGAACUGCAAACCUGUUCGACGGUGUUCCUUAUCCACCCCCACCCGGUCACUUGUUUUAGAUAAGCGCCGGCAAGAAUAUAUACUUCUUCGUAGAUCGUCGAGUGAAAUUGUGCAUUCCGGCCGCGUACUUCUCCCUCGUCGUCUUCGUUCGAUCAGUGCUCGGGGAAAAAAAUAAUGUCGACGAUACGAUCCGCGACGGCGUUCCUCGCCGUUCUGUUCCUCGCCAAUUUGGUCCGCUGUGACUUGGAUUUGCAGAUGCUCCACGUGGUAUUCCGACAUGGUGACAAAGUGCCGCAUCGGGAGUUUCAAAAUUAUCCCAGUGAUCCUUACAAGGACUAUUCGUACUAUCCCAUGGGCAACGGGGACCUGACGAACCAAGGUAAGCUGCGCGAGUACAGGAUAGGCACAAUGCUCCGUGAGCGUUACGAUCAAUAUUUCGGGCCAGAUUAUUGGCCGGAGAAGAUCUACGCCCGAUCAACGGAGGUACCAAGGACUCAAUUGUCUCUACAGCUAGUUCUGGCUGGAUUAUUCCCGCCCUCGGAGAUGCAGACCUGGAAUCCCCAUCUACCCUGGAUUCCGGCGUCCACGUUCUUCGUGCCCCAUGAUACUGACAAUCUCCUAUUCCCGCAUCACUGUCCCAGGUACAGGGAAGAAUACGGCAAGUUCCUGAAACUGCAGAGCACGCAGGACAUACUCGGGAAAUACAGUAGCGUGUUCAAUUAUCUAACCCAACGCAGCGGGAAAGUGGUGAACACCACGUCCGAAGUGACUUAUCUGUACAACUUGUUCAAGGAGCAGAUCGCCCAGAAUCUGAGCAUCCCAGAAUGGACCAAUACAGUCUAUCCAACUCCGAUGAAAGAGUUAGUGGCGUUGGACUUCAAACUCAGGUCGUCCACGCCGACGCUGAAACGUUUGAACGGAGGCAUGCUGUUACGAAAAAUGGUCGAGGACAUUAAAUUGUACAUGGCGGGCAAAUUAGAGCCGUACGAUAGAAAAGCUUUCCUCUUUGGAGCCCACGAAAUGAACGUGGCUGCUGUCGCAAGAGCUUUAGGGUUGAAUGAACCUGUCAUACCUGCGUACGGGUCUACAAUGAUUUUGGAGACGCUGCGCGACAGGAAGAAAAGUUACUUCAUUCGUGUUCUAUACUGGACCGGAGUUUCGGAGCAACUGAAAAUUCAGACGAUGCCUGGUUGCACGGAACUUUGCCCAUUGGAUCAGUUCCUCGACAUAGUGAAAGACGUGCUGCCAAGCGACGAAGAGUACAAUUGCAGCCCCAUCGAAAUAAUCGAUAACACGGGCAAAAUAGAAAAAGAGCCUAGGUGUUCCUCGGCAGCGAACGCGGCCCAAUCGUUCGGCAGACCAUGGUUCUAUCUAUUGCCACUUGCUCCAUUUGUGCUCCUCUCCGUGCACAGCAUCAACCGUUGAUUCUCGCUAUGAUCCAAAAACGAUUGUAACACCGCUGGUUCCGUUUUCAAAUCUGGAACAUUCCCUGGCAUCAUCGCGAUCUCAGUGGAUUUUUAGUGUUAGGUUUCUAUCCAUCCGGAUGGAUGCACAAAUAGAUUUAUUUUUUCGUUCGAUGCAGUACCAGAACAAAGGAAAAAGGAAUACUCGUAGGUGAUUCGCGCAUGACAAUAGAUGGUAACUAAGUGUAGAGUUAACGGUUUCCGAGUUUUCGUUAUAUUUUAGACACUCUCGCAAAGUAUUAGUAUUAUCUAUCACGACAUAAAAACGCAAUCUCUAGUCAGAAUUGUUAAUUGUAGAUCACGUGUCCCUGUCUCGCUUCUUUUACAUUUUGAAGCCCGCCGAGUCCCGUGAGAGCACCUAACCGUGAGACGGAUGCGAAAAGAUGCAAAAUUAAUUCACGCUUCGGACACGAAUGUUUUAACACUGUAGAUGUAUUUACGACGCGAUUUCAUCUAAACAAGACAAAACGGUUCGCAUCGCUCUCAUUCGCCGGGUCUCCGGUAAAUAUUCAUCGCAGGAGGAUACUCCGCAGAUUAUUAUAGCAUUCUAAUUAGAUCAAGACGAAUCGGGAUCGCGAACGUCCCGAAGAAUAACGCCGUGUAUUUGCAGGAUCGAAUUAACCCCGAACGAACUUCGGUAAAAAUAUUUCAACUGAGGACAUACAUAUAUUUGCAAAUAUUAUUACUCUCGACUGUGUGUUACAUAUGCUUUCUUGAAAAUAGUAAUUUAUUUCUGUAUCAAAUCAAAUAUCAGUUGAAAUACUUAAUUGAUUUUGCAAAUACAUGAUAAGUAUGUUAAGAUAUGUAUUUUAUAAUACGAACCUGAAAUACUUAAUUGAA
Messenger RNA from Megalopta genalis, 4164 nucleotides. Its product is annotated as venom acid phosphatase Acph-1. Gene Ontology annotation, molecular function: phosphatase activity. Gene Ontology annotation, biological process: dephosphorylation. The record is from RefSeq and is a predicted model, not a curated record. NCBI's taxonomy places the organism in Eukaryota, Metazoa, Arthropoda, Insecta, Hymenoptera, Halictidae.